AUGAUGGCACCAUCUUCAGAAACUCAUCUGGCACCAGCGACAGAGCAGCCGGUCCAGCUCAAUAGCUCCAGCGUUAGUUCGCUGCGAAUGGCCUUGGGCGUCCUUGGGCUCUGGAUAUGCCUCUUUCUGUCUGCUCUAGAGACCACCAUUGUUGCAACAGCAUUGCGCACCAUUUCUGAUGAUCUCGACGGCCUGAUGCAGUCUAACUGGGUGGUUGUGGCCUACCUUCUCACCUACAAUGGAUUUCUACUGUUGUUCUCCAAAUUGACUGAUGUCUUUGGCCAGAAGACGCUACUCAUCGUCUCUCAGGUCAUCUUUCUAAUAUCUUCGUUGGCUUGCGGCGCAGCCCAGACGAUGCCCCAGCUGAUUGUUUUCCGUGCCUUUCAAGGGCUUGGAGGCUCUGGCAUCUACUCGACCGUCUUUAUCAUCAUCGCCAAGAUAGUUACAGUUGAGAAAGUGGGUCUUUACACCGGGAUACUCAGCUCAGUAUUUGCGUUGGCCAGUCUCCUGGGGCCGAUCCUUGGCGGCGCUAUUGUUGAAAACACAACCUGGCGAUGGGUCUUCUUUUUAAAUGGCCCGGGAAUCGCCAUUUCUCUGGCCUUUGUCAUCCCUGCCAUUCCUGGUGCAAACCAAAGACUCUUCGGCAAGGACCAGAUACAGCGCGUUGACGCCAUUGGUGGUUUCCUUUCUUUGGCCUGGCCGAUCCUGCUGGUAUUUGCACUACAAGAAGCGGGUGAUGGGUAUGACUGGGACAGUAGCGUCAUUAUCGGGACGCUUGUAGGUAGCGUCGUUGGACUCGUUUCCUUCGUUGCGUAUGAAGUGUGGGUUCAGCGACAAUCGCACCCAGAGCCGAUAUUUCCCAUUCGAUUACUACGGAGUUUGAGCUUGUCACUCAACCUAAUAAACAUGUUCGCUAUGGGCGCAUGCUUCUACGCAGCCAUCAUACUACUUCCCCAACGAUUUCAGUCUGUCAAUGGGCUUUCAGCACUAAGUGCUGGCCUCAGAAUGCUUGCAUUCACGCUAGUAUCACCAGUCUUUUCUAUGGCAUGCGGUGUAGCAUUGUCUAAGAGACCUCAUGCUGUAUACAUCCUGUUGUUCACGGGGGCGGCUUUGACAACGGUAGUAUAUGGGUAUGAAGUCAUCCUUGGUGUGGGAUUGGGCCUUAUGAUGCCGUCAUUAAUCUUCUUGCUCAAGGUUGAGUUUGGCGAUGAAAACCUAGCGGCUGUGAUGGGCGCUAAUAACACGGUUCGAACCCUUGGAGGCUGUGUUGCCUUGGCUGCCUGUUCAACUGUGCUGCACACGGACCUCAACAGACAACUGGCCACUUUCCUUACUCCCGAGCAAAUAGCAGCUGUGCUCAGCUCUUCAGUAGCCAUCGAUGGACUCAGUGAUUCGGAAGCACUGCAAACUGAGAUCCAGGAUGAGAACAGCCGAGAUACUUGA
This is a messenger RNA of Fusarium tjaetaba, 1443 nucleotides long. RefSeq names its product major facilitator superfamily domain protein. The record is from RefSeq and is a predicted model, not a curated record. Lineage: Eukaryota; Fungi; Ascomycota; Sordariomycetes; Hypocreales; Nectriaceae. Gene Ontology annotation, biological process: transmembrane transport. The transcript has 9 exons. Gene Ontology annotation, molecular function: transmembrane transporter activity. Bases 1 to 1443 code for a protein of 480 amino acids.